Exophiala xenobiotica is the source of this 884-nucleotide messenger RNA. RefSeq lists its product as uncharacterized. Lineage: Eukaryota; Fungi; Ascomycota; Eurotiomycetes; Chaetothyriales; Herpotrichiellaceae. Bases 25 to 480 code for a protein of 151 amino acids. The record is from RefSeq and is a predicted model, not a curated record. The transcript is spliced from 2 exons. Gene Ontology annotation, cellular component: nucleolus.
CGUCUAUUAUUUACAAUAAUCAAGAUGGCUCCCGGUGAGUAUGCGUCCGCUGGCUCCGGUAAGCUGAAAUUAAAAGGAGUCAAGGACGCCAAAGUGGACAAAAAGAAGAAGAAGAAACCUAGUAGCAAACCAAAGGACGAGGCUGGUGGCGUCGGUGACGGUGAUUCGUUCCAGGACAAAUCCGUCAUGUUGAAGAACCUGGAAGACGAAGAUGAGCAGCUCGCCAAGGAAGAGCGACGGAUGAUUGGAAUGGUUGAUGGAAAGGAAGUCGGGCCUGGUGCCGGAAUCAAGGACGAUGAAGAAAGAGAGAUUGUCAAGACCGAGGCAGAGAAGAGGCACGAAGAGCAACGACGGAAGAGGCUCGAAGAUCGACUCAAGCGAGAAGGCGUAAAGACGCACAAGGAACGGGUCGAAGAAUUGAAUCGCUAUCUCAGCAGUCUCAGCGAACAUCACGAUAUGCCUCGAAUAGGUCCAGGCUAACCCCAGUCCACCGGAAGCCGCUGCUGCAUUUCAAAAAAGUUCUACGCCCUAUGUCACUGCAACCACAAUCCUUACUUCCUGGCAUCACAGCUUUGUUGAGAAUCAUCAACAAAUGGGAUCAACCGCAACAAGACAUCCAAGACAUCGUUCAGACAUCGUUCGGCAGGCACGUAGACGCCCAUGACAGUGGUGAUCACGAAGCCGCAGAGAGAGGAGACUGAGACCACUGGAGCGCAGGUCUGGUGCCGACAGGCUUUAAGGCAAGGCAAGACGUUUGAUGCAGGAUGUUUGAUGAUGAAACUCCUUUAUUGCAUUCCACUGGUUCCGCUUAUGUACAAUAUUGCUGAACGACACCAUCAACUGGGAAGCUUAUUCCCCUGCGCCUCCCUCCUCCAAUCGUCCAG